AUGGCAGCAGGGACAUCUCUUAUUAAUUCAAAUUUAACACGUUUCAUGGCAAUUCUGACCAUGGAAAGGUUGGACCUACCACCAUCCAGUACAUUUUUCAUCUACAUUUUUGGCAUCAUCACAUACUGUUUAAUUUUAUUCUUCCACUCUGUGCUACUUGUGACUAUUUUUGUAAAAAGGGAUCUGCAUAAACCAAUGUACAUACUGUUAUUUAAUUUAUCCAUAUGUGACCUUUUGGGAUCUACAGCUUUUUACCCUCAGCUGGCUUGUAGCAUAUUGUCUCAGACUCGAGAAAUCUCCUACCCUGCCUGUGCCUUGCAAGGCCUGUUUAUUCACCUCUAUGGGAAUGGAUCUCUUUUAUUUCUCACUGUUAUGUCUUAUGACAGGUACAUUGCCAUUUGCCAGCCUUUGAGAUAUCAUAAUAUGAUGACACGAGCUGUUUUGGUAAAAUUUAUCUUCUUGGUCUGGUCUGUAAAUUGUACUAUGAUUGGGGCUUCAUUUGUGCUCACAUUAAGCAAAGAAAUCUGCAGGACAAAUAUAGUGGACACAUUCUGCAAUCAUCCAUCUUUAUUGAAGUUAACUUGUGAGGAUACAAGAGUGGUUAACUACUACGGCUUGUUUACUAUCGCUCUUUUCCAAGGCUCUUCCAUACUAAUAGUGUCAUUAACAUAUAUCAAAAUACUAAUUACCUGUCUUUCAACACAACAGAAAAAUUCUAUAAGUAAGGCAAUGCAAACCUGUGGGACACAUUUAGUUGUUUUUUUUACUUUUGAGGUUAAUGUAUUCUUAGCACUGCUUUCUCACAGGUUAGAAACAGUAUCUCCACACUUAAGAAGAGCCUUUGGUGUUUCAAUUAUUAUUUUUCCUCCAAUUCUUAACCCACUUAUUUAUGGAUUGAAAACAAGGGAAAUCCGACAAACAAUGUUUAAGUUCUUACAAACAAAAGUUUCUUCUAGAUAA
This is a messenger RNA of Neoarius graeffei (lesser salmon catfish), 960 nucleotides long. Its product is annotated as olfactory receptor 52B2-like. The record is from RefSeq and is a predicted model, not a curated record. Gene Ontology annotation, biological process: G protein-coupled receptor signaling pathway. The coding region runs from base 1 to 960 and encodes 319 amino acids. Gene Ontology annotation, cellular component: membrane. Lineage: Eukaryota; Metazoa; Chordata; Actinopteri; Siluriformes; Ariidae. The transcript has a single exon. Gene Ontology annotation, molecular function: olfactory receptor activity; G protein-coupled receptor activity.